This is a messenger RNA of Momordica charantia (bitter melon), 697 nucleotides long. RefSeq names its product protein PROTON GRADIENT REGULATION 5, chloroplastic. Gene Ontology annotation, molecular function: electron transfer activity. The record is from RefSeq and is a predicted model, not a curated record. Gene Ontology annotation, biological process: photosynthetic electron transport in photosystem I; response to high light intensity. Lineage: Eukaryota; Viridiplantae; Streptophyta; Magnoliopsida; Cucurbitales; Cucurbitaceae. Gene Ontology annotation, cellular component: chloroplast.
CGUAGGAAGACAAAUCACAUGAACAAUUCAAUUCAACUAAAUGCCAAAACCCUAACAACGCACUGUGUGGUUCAUACUCCUCACCCACAUUUCGCAUCCAAAUAUCGAGGCCACAACAACAGAGAGGCAGAGAAAGAAAGGAGGAGUUUGGAAUUGUACCUGAGAAGGAGAAGGAGAAGAGGAAGCUGUUUCAAUGGCGGCGACUGGAUUGGCUUGUUCUUCUUCUUUCUUCGGAGGCUGGGGGUCUUCGGUGGCCGGAGAGGACUACGCGGCGCUGGCAGCGGCGAAGACGGCGGCGGUGCAAGUGAGAGUGGGGAAGCCGGUGCGAUUCCGGCCGAUGAUGAAGAACGUGAAUGAGGGGAAAGGGGUUUUUGCGCCGUUGGUUGUGGUUGCUCGGAAUCUCAUCGGGAAGAAGCGCUUCAAUCAGCUUAGGGGCAAAGCAAUCGCCGUGCAUUCCCAAGUAAUCACAGAGUUUUGCAAAUCAAUUGGAGCAGAUGGAAAGCAAAGACAAGGAUUAAUAAGGCUGGCCAAGAAGAAUGGAGAGAAACUUGGAUUCCUUGCCUGAUCAGCUGCAAUUUCAAUCUCCUUCUUCUGCUCUCCUGUUUUCUAUUCCAUUCACUUCAUCUCCAUCAGUUGUAAUAUUAUUUUCUUCAUAACUCUUCACUUUUUAGACACAGAAUCAAUGUUCAAAACGAAA